GGCGCCUCCCUCCGUAUUAAUGCGGCACCUGACGCCGUGCGGGGCGCUGUGAGGGAGUCGUGCUUCGCGCUGGGUGUUUUAUAGCCGGAUAGCGGUGGUUGUUGGGAUUAAGGCACAGGCUGGAUGGUAUAUUUAUAUUUAUAUACAGGCUGUGUGUCAUUAGAUCUCGCUGGCUCUCCGUUACCGGACCCGGUCCAGUCUUUACGAUGAAGGCAUUGACUCCGGCGCGGCCCCCUGGCGUCUCCGCCGCCUGCGACGCGCUGCCCCCGGCUUGGGGGGACGCGACGCACCGGCUCCGCGGCAACAUGAGCGGCUGCUAUAGCCGGCUGCGGCGCCUGGUGCCCACCAUCCCGCCGGACAGGAGGCUCAGCCGCGUGGAGAUCCUGCAGCACGUCAUCGACUACAUCCUGGAGCUGCAGAGCGCGCUGGAGACGCACCGGGCGAUGCUGCGCCGACGCCGGGGGACCCCCGCGACCCCACGGACCCCGCUGACGGCGCUCAACCUCGGGCAGGUGAGCCUCUGCACCGGGGUUACAGUUUCCGGCUGCAUCCAUAGCCCAGAAGCAGGAAGAGGCAGCUUCAUGUACCCCAAGCGCGGCAGAAUGGUGCCCUGAAAGCUGAUCGGGAGUUUUGAGAUGUCACGAGACUUGGUGACAGAGUGCGGCCUGGUGGUCUGGGCAAGUAAAAUGGAACCAGAUGACGAGUUUGACUCAAGCCAAACAUAUGACCAAAACCUAAGUCGCGGGGCCGGGGGGGGGUGGGGGGGGACUCCACUUUGAAUAUGUGCUGGAUAAUUUCAUGGGCAUUUAACCGAUAACAAAGGAUCCCUUUAAGAGACGAAGUUAACGCUGACAGCUUUAUCGAAGGACACCGUUCGCUGACUUGUUUAAAACAGGUGAGGCUCACUGUGUUCCCUCGUGAGACGUAGACUACCUUAUGGCUGCCGUGGGUUUCCCGCCAUUUUACGUCUCAGUACGGAUCGUCCAAAAAAAAUCGAACCCAAAAAAGCGCAUCUUAAGAGCAUCGCCUGCUUCCUCAGAGCAGGUCAAACUAUCAGCUUUAAAUGUCACCUGGUCCAAAGUUUCCAAUUCUUACUGCACAUCUUUGUCCCCUGUAUUUUUGGGAGGGAUGUGUGUCUUUUACAGGGUUUUUACUCUCUGUUUUUUGCUAUUUCACACUGUGACGUUUGCCGUGAGUUCUAACAGCGAGUUGUAUAUAGUCGACAUGUUAAUAUUGUUUAUGUUACGGUACAUACAUGUUCAACUGACUGCUGUCGUUUUGAUAGCCGUGUUAAGCUCACAUACUCUAUAUUGUGCCAUUUUUUCUGUUCAUUACUCUGCUAUAUUUUGCAAAUAAAACCAUGUUGUCUUCA
Paramormyrops kingsleyae is the source of this 1372-nucleotide messenger RNA. RefSeq names its product DNA-binding protein inhibitor ID-4-like. The record is from RefSeq and is a predicted model, not a curated record. NCBI's taxonomy places the organism in Eukaryota, Metazoa, Chordata, Actinopteri, Osteoglossiformes, Mormyridae. Gene Ontology annotation, molecular function: transcription regulator activity; protein dimerization activity. Gene Ontology annotation, cellular component: cytoplasm; nucleus. Gene Ontology annotation, biological process: circadian regulation of gene expression; negative regulation of transcription by RNA polymerase II; cell differentiation.